UGCUAAAGAUGUCUCAAAAUGUAGACGUCUACAUUUUCAGACACAAUUUGGAACGAACUGUGAACACCCCAAUUGGCAGAAUAUUGUGUAUGAAGUGCAAUAUUAGUUAUCAAAUCAUAAAAAUUGUGUUCUUUUUCAUAAAUAUUUUCACUUCGGUGGAAGUAAUGGAAGAAUUGUUCGACUUAAGGCGGCAAUUAUUGAGAAGAUUUCUCAUUGCGCAAAUGAUUCUUAAACUAGCUUGUGUAUGUGACUGCGCUUCAAUAAGGUCCUGCUGGACGAAGAUCCGUCGCCAGACAUUCUGGGAAGUCGAUUGCCAGCUGAAUUCGGAAGUAACUAUUUUUUAAGAGUAACUUUCGAAUGAAUCGUAAAUCCUUCAGAAAAUUGUGUCAUAUGUUGAUUGGUAUGGAAAGAAGAAAUACCCACUAUCGGAAAGCAAUUGUGUUGGAGAAACGAGUUGCAAUUGCAUUGUACGCGCUUGGCUCUUCCGCAGAAUACCGCACAAUGGCAAAUAUGUUCGGAGUUGGUAAAAGUACUGUCGGCCGCAUAUUAAUUGAGUUCUGCCAUGAGGUUUGGAAAUUUUUGUGGCCUUUAUAUUUAAAAAAUUUUCCAAUGACCGAAGUUAAGUUAAGGGAAUUCAUAAAUGGCUUUCAAUCACUAGGUUUCCCUCAAGUCUUAGGAGCCAUUGAUGGAUGUCAUAUAGAAGUUCAUCCAGCAAGAGAGGAUGCAAUUGACUACCACAAUUACAAAGGCUGGUACUCAACCGUACUUUUGGCUCUAGUAGAUGCAAGAUGUCGUUUUAUAUAUAUUAAUGUCGGCAGCCCAGGCCGUUGCAAUGAUUCAGCAAUUUUUGAGAGCUCCCAUUUAAAAAACGAGUUUCUACAAUGCAGUUUGUACAAAGAUAUGAGCAAGCAAAUAUCCGGGGUCAACUUUCCAGUCGUGUUACUAGGUGACUCUGCUUUUAAGUUAGAUGAGCAUUUAAUGAAGCCGUUUCCAUUUAACAUUGACCAAUCAUUGCAACAAAAAAAAAUCAAUUUUGCCCUGUCAAAAUGUCGAAGAGUUGUAGAGAAUGCUUUUGGCCAUUUAAAGGCCAGGUUCAGACGGGUUGGAAAAGGUUUGGACAACCAGAUGGUAAACACCACAUCAAUUAUAAAGGCAUCUGUAUUUUGCACAAUUUCCUUAAUGAGGAAAAUGAUGAAGUCAAUGAAAGAUGGAUUUCCGCACAGCAAACUGAAGAACAAAGUCGACAUCGGCCAGAAAGUACUCCCAACAAUUAUGGAAAUUUUAAUUCGAGAGCACAGGAAAUAAGACAAGCAUUCGUUUCAUAUUUUGAUUCACUGGUGGAGGGCCCGUUACAGGAUUCUACAAGGGAGCACUGAGAAUUGAGAACUGGAGUACCAGUUUGUGACUCUCCAUCAGUGUCACAUUCAAUAAGAUAUUCUUCAGUAAUGGUGUAGUCCAAAUCAUCUGAAAAUAUAUAAUUCGCACAAAAAAUUAUUUAAGCCUAUUCCGGUCCGACGUAUGCCAUUCGCACGAAUCUAAUCCUUCACUCUCGCUUGUUACGACAGUGCAAAUCAGAUUAUUUCCGUAAUAGGUAUGACUAAUAAAAGUACACCUAUUAUGCUAUCCUCUUGCAGCGCAACUGCAUCAAAGCUCUUAUGUGCACCGAGAACUUCGUGGACUGCCCCAUAAUGCUUCCACUCUGAUGGAGAGCCACCGGAUGGACCAAUUUUCGCCUUUUCUUGUCUAUGGAGAUAAUAAAUGAAUAUCUAUGCUGAUAUAAAUUCAGUACUUACCUGUUUUUUUUGAUAAAUUGUGAAGCUUUGUCUUCACUUCAGUGGCAGUGAUAUUAUGGCCACUAUUAUCCAGCUCGACUGCCAUUUCUUCAUAAAUGUGGCCAUUCUUCCUUACCGACCGCAGCUCUGGCAUUUUUUCUCGCCAUAACUCAAUCAGGAGUUCUUCUGCGGCAUCGCUCCACAAAAUACGUUUUCUUUGCUUUCUGUCGCCAUUGUUUAUAAUUUGAAUAUGCAUUUGAAUGUGACAUUUUGAAAUUUUAAAUCAGCUGUAGUGAACGUAUUUUUUGAAUUUUAACGAUAACAACUCACAGAUGGCGGGAAAAACACAGGGUUGUAUCAGAUUUUCAACGUGGUUUUGAGUUGGUUAUCUUGUAACCAUCUCAAUGAAAUGGUUAAGUGCUGUCAUUUUUAUAUGG
Rhagoletis pomonella (apple maggot) is the source of this 2209-nucleotide messenger RNA. RefSeq names its product putative nuclease HARBI1. The coding region runs from base 358 to 1305 and encodes 315 amino acids. The transcript is spliced from 6 exons. The record is from RefSeq and is a predicted model, not a curated record. Lineage: Eukaryota; Metazoa; Arthropoda; Insecta; Diptera; Tephritidae.